AUGAAGAUACAAGACAUCUUCCCCGUUAUCGCCACUCAUGGCUUCCUCAUCCAACCCGUCUCCGGCAACUUCUGGCGCCACAGCCACGGAAAGGCAGACGAACUCCGAAUGAACCAGAUCCAAGUCGUCGGCACCCAUAAUUCCUACCACCGCGAGAUCUCCCUAUCCGAACGAAAGCAAUUCGAAGAACAUAUCCCUUCGCCGGAGAAUUACUACUACUCCCACUCGAAAUGGACGGAUCAGCUGGACCACCAACAAGUUCGGUCCUUUGAGAUCGAUUUGCAUUCGGACACGAAGGGUGGACUGUAUGCGUACCCACUCAUCUGGAAGUUGUCGAAUUUGACCAACGAGACCGCACCCUUUCACGAUCCGAAUAUGCUCAAGCCGGGUCUCAAAGUGUUUCAUGUAACAGAUGCCGACACGAAUGCGAUUUGCCAUACAUUUGUCGAGUGUUUGACACAGCUGAAGAACUGGUCUGACGCUCAUCCACACCAUCUCCCGCUAACAUUCGACCUCGAGCUCAAGAACGACGCACUGGGAUGCUUCCUAGGAGGAGUUUGCGCCGAAGAAGCUAAGAACUGGACCACAGCUCAAAUCCUCGAAGUCGACCGAGAAAUCCGCUCAGUGCUACCCUCCAACAAACUAAUCGUCCCCGACGACAUCCGAAAGCCCGGCCUCACCCUCGAGGAAUCCGUCCUCCAACACGGCUGGCCCACCCUUAAAGACUCCCGCGGAAAAUUCAUGUUCUACUUCGACAACGACCCGGACUCGGAUAUCAAACUCCGCGAGAAAUACCGCGCGGAUGGCCACGAAUCCCUCCAGAACCGCACCGUCUUCACCAACGCUGUCGAAGGCGAGGCGGACUGUGCGUUUAUCAAGCACAACUCACCAGAUGUGAAAGACAUCCAACGUCUGGUCAAGAAAGGAUACUUUGUGCGCACGAGGGCUGAUGAACCUAUCACGACGAUUCUUGCGAGGAAUACGACGAUGCGGGAUCAGGCGUUUGAGAGUGCCGCGCAUGUCGUUAGUACCGAUUAUCCGGCGUAUGGUAUGUCGACGAGAUGGGAUUGGGAUUACGCGGUGCAGUUGGACGGUGGGAAGAUUGCGAGGUGUAAUGCUGUUACGGCGCCUAAGUGGUGUAGGGAUGAGAUGUUGCAGUAG
Zasmidium cellare ATCC 36951 is the source of this 1161-nucleotide messenger RNA. RefSeq lists its product as uncharacterized. Bases 1 to 1161 code for a protein of 386 amino acids. Lineage: Eukaryota; Fungi; Ascomycota; Dothideomycetes; Mycosphaerellales; Mycosphaerellaceae. Gene Ontology annotation, biological process: lipid metabolic process. The transcript is spliced from 2 exons. The record is from RefSeq and is a predicted model, not a curated record. Gene Ontology annotation, molecular function: phosphoric diester hydrolase activity.